AGCCGCUCCGCCCGUCUGCGCCGUCGCACCUGUCCGCGCUGCGCCCCGCGCCUCCCCAGCCCCGCAGCACCAUCAACAUGCUGGAAGCGCGGCCCCGCAACCCCAGCGCCGACCCCGCGCCCUGCUGGGCACCACAGCCUCAAGGACCCAGCCCUGCUAAGCGCCGCCGCCUCCACGAGCCUGCCCUCCAUGAGCCCCCGGCGUCUCCCGACCUGGAAGCGCCCACCCAGGCCAUCAGCGAAGAGCUCACCUCGGUGUUGGUCCUGGCCCAUGGCUGUGCCAUGCAACUGCAGCUGGACGGAGUCGACCUACUGCUGGAGCCCGAGCCCACCUCGGUAAUGCAAGUGGAGCUCCCUGGACACACCUUAAUCCUGGUGCCCGAGGGCCUCCAGUCUUUCGCCCAUCUUGGACAGCCUGGGUUCUUGUCCACCAGCCCACAGGAAGGCGCUCUCCUGCACUUGCCCCAGGACCACCUCGUCGUCCUCCAGCAGGGAUCCCUCUGUGAAGACAUCCUAGACAACUCCUAUCAAGAGGUCGCCUGCGAUGAGGAGGACGACUCUGGCUUCCUGUCACCCUGGAUUGACGCUCCAGCUGGCCAGGCCUCUGAGCUCCUUUCCUGCCACAUCAGGAUGCCCACUCCUUGGCCUCAGGACUACAUCCUCGAACCACAGCUUCAGGUACCCUCCCCUACUGCAGAGCCAUGGUCUCCGAGGUCCUUCUGGGACUUGGACAGCUACCUGCAGGGACCUUUCCCCACCUCGCCACUGCAGCCUCUGCCCCCAUCUCCUCCUCCAAGUCCCCAGGAGCAGCGCCCUCCACGCCCUCCACGCCCUCCACGCCCUCCACGCUCUCCACGCUCUCCACGCGCCCCGUGCAAGGCCCGGAGGCGACUGUUCUAUGAAUGAACUACCUGCACAAAUCCUGACGCCGCUCAAGUGAGAGGUUUCUCUACCCCUAGAUGCAAUGCACUUAGUCACCUGUUUUAGGAAUAAAAGUGCCACUCUUACUGACACAUAGGACCCUAGACUCUUGCCGAGGGCCCUAACAGAUUCCUAGAAGUCCUCGAGGUACAUUC
Mesocricetus auratus (golden hamster) is the source of this 1075-nucleotide messenger RNA. Its product is annotated as proline-rich protein 23A3-like. Lineage: Eukaryota; Metazoa; Chordata; Mammalia; Rodentia; Cricetidae. The transcript has a single exon. The record is from RefSeq and is a predicted model, not a curated record. Bases 78 to 905 code for a protein of 275 amino acids.